This is a messenger RNA of Microdochium trichocladiopsis, 1350 nucleotides long. RefSeq lists its product as uncharacterized. Lineage: Eukaryota; Fungi; Ascomycota; Sordariomycetes; Xylariales; Microdochiaceae. The record is from RefSeq and is a predicted model, not a curated record. The coding region runs from base 1 to 1350 and encodes 449 amino acids. The transcript has 2 exons.
AUGUCGCGCGAUCUCGACCGCGACGACACGGCCGCUGCCCCUCCCCGCCAUGGCCAGACCACUGCUGCCAUGACGCCAAACGCCUCGGCUGCCUCAGGCAACGGUAACGGCGUCCACGCUGCCCAAUCCUCGCAGCCGAGGAAGGCUGAACUCGCUGCCCUCCCGGACCCCCUCCUUCUCCAGAUCUUCGAGCUCGUCGGCCUGCACUCCAAGAGCUCCCUCUCCAGCGUCUCCCGCCUCAACAGGCACUACCACGGCCUGGCAGACUCGAUCCUGUACAAGAGGGUCCAUUUCGACACCCCGGAGCUUCAUCUCGUCUUCAGCGAGUCCCUCCAGCGCCGCCCCCGGCGCGGCUCUGCCAUCUACGACAUCAGUCUCUCCUACCCCUCGUCCGAGCUCGAGCGCCUCACCCAGCCCGCCGAGAAUGGCGACCACUACACGCCCCCACCCCUGCGUGUCGACGGGCUCUCCCGCACCAUCUCUGCCAUGUCCAACCUCGAGAGCCUCAACGUCGCCGUCCCCGAGACCCUUCUCCACGGCAUAGGCACGUUGUUCAAUGGUCCCUUUGACCUGGCGUGCCUCAAGUCUUGCACCCUCUUCUACCAGUGCAAGGACGACCAGUACUGGGACCUCCAGGAGAACAUCCACAUCUUCUCCCACCCGUCACUCGAGUCGCUCAUCAUCCGCCGCGCCAAGCUCGACUACCGCGGCUUCGAGUCCAUGGAGCGGCCUCACGAGACUGCCCUGCAGAAACUGCACUUCAUCGAGUGCGACAUCAACGACGACGCGCUGUCCGACAUUCUCGAGUUCCCCGAGGCCCUGCGCGAGUUCGUCAUGACCCAGCUCCCAGAGCCGGUGCCCGAGCUCGAGGAGUCGUCCGACGACGCGGGCGACUACAUCAUCGCGCUGAGCGCCCAGGCGCCUACCCUCGAGUCCAUCACCAUUGACGUGCCGACGCUCGGCGGGCGCAAGACGCUGCGCAUGCGCGAGUUCACGGCGCUCAAGACGCUGCGGCUCGGGUGGGACUACCACUUGUUCGGCAAGACGUCGAAGCGCGCGCGGCUGCACUCGAUUGGCAUGCCGCCGAACCUGGUGACCCUGGAGCUGUUCAACGAGCUCGGCACGGACGAGGGCGUCACGGAUCUGAUGGUGUCCAUGUUGCAGAUCGGCACGAUCCUGGCGACCAAGUGGGAGAAGUUUAUCGUGGUUGCAGACGAGGACGGUAAGGUCCCGCAGGUCAUUAUAGAUGCAUGCAAGCAAGGUGGUGUCGAGCUAGAGAUCAUUGGGCAUAUAGAGGAGGACGACGAGGGUGAACAGCUGGUCGACGAGCCAGAAGAGAUGUCUGAUUAG